Cylicocyclus nassatus is the source of this 2975-nucleotide messenger RNA. The record is from the annotation of a GenBank genome assembly. Lineage: Eukaryota; Metazoa; Nematoda; Chromadorea; Rhabditida; Strongylidae.
AUGCUCAUCGUAGACACUUCAAUUCCUCAUGCUCAACUACCACGACGUCGUGCACGCAGUGAACCCGUUCGUCGUAAUGAAUGCUCAAGUUUUGUACGGUUUCGUAGUCUACGUGAAGCAAAAGCUGUACGUAGAGAUAGCAAAAAACCUCUACGGGUUGAUGUCGUUUCGAUAGCCUCAUCAGCAGAAUCGAAAUUAAGACGACGAAAAAAGAGACGAGAAAGAGCACAAAGGCGUCGCGAAGCUCAGCUAUCAUCAUCGUCUUCUUCCCUCCAAUCCAUGGCGUCCGACGCCAUUCGGCCUCUUAUGGCCGAUCGUUCCAUGUCCACGUCCACUUCUGGAGCUAACGAUGAAGAAGGCUCAUCACCAGAGCUGGCACAGGCCACGGAAUCACCACCGAGCCCUACGAACUUUGCCACAUUAGUGAAUUGCAACAACGGUCGCCUAGGCUCAGAUAUUACACCAUCAGAUCCUGAAGACCUAUCAAAAUUGGACCUCAAAAUUCGACCGGCGAUUAUUGACCGGCUACAUCUGGAUCUUGUUCAACUGCCCGACUCAGCUCCAAACGGUUGGUUCGGUUCCGUGAGUUAUGUGACGGAUUUGGAGCAAUUCGUGCAGAAGUUGCCUGCAAAUGCUUUCGUGGACCCAUUCGAGGAAGAAGAACGAAGGUCUCGGACGGAAAUGUGGGUAGAAUCAACAUCGCCGGGAUAUCCAAGUGAUGCCGAGAAAAAUGAAGCAACGACUGCAAAUGCGGACGGUUCCGAAGAUUCGAUGGAAGUUCCUGAGGUGAAAGUGUCCGAGUGUUCGGAAAAAAGCGUAAGUGCAAGUCCACCUGGCAACACGACCACGUCGACGACGGGUGUCGAUGAGGAAACGCUGCCCCCGUCUGUUCAAAUCCAUAUAAAUGGAGAGCUUCUACCAACGGCUAAGAUCCAGAAAAACGACAUGGAUCGUGUAGAUUCGCUGGCGACAUCUGAGUUGAGCGAAGCCAAUUCAUUGGUCAGCUCUGAGAUGGACAAGGUUAGCCUAAUGCAGUGUCGAUUCAAGGAUAAUAUUCAGCAAGCUGUAGAAGAUGCGAGAAAAGAGGUGGAUUUUGACCAGAUUGAUCGAUUUUGGCGGUAUCGCUACAACAAACCCGAAGCAAAGUCUGAUAAUGAAGAAGAGAAAAAGAAACAAGAAGAGAAGGAUGCUCGUGAGCUUCGACGACGCGCUCGUACGCCGACGAUCGAACGAGUCGUGCUAUACUACACGACAGAUCGCCGCGUGUCGCUGACACCGACGGUGUCGUCACUUUCCGCGUCGCCGGAACCCGCGUCGCAACGCUCACCUGCGCUUUCGGAUUCGGGAAGAAACUUGUUCCUACAGUCAAAACUGCCCCUUUCCAAACGGGAAUCUAACAAUUCGGAGCCGAUAGGGGACAUCCCAGCACCUAUAGUUGUGGUUGUGCCUACGGAGCAGAAUGUUCGAUUGGAGCGCGAUAGCGAUGAUGUGGAAGUAAAGCCAACAAUGGAUGAGUCAGUGAAAGUUAGAGAAACUGUUGCAACAAUUGCACCUAUCUUAGAAGAGGAUAAUAAAUCUGACCAAGACAUGGAUACACAAGCAUCUACAGAUGAAAUAGUUUGCAAUCCCGAAGAUAUUGAAGUAGUAAUGGAACCACCCUCAUAUGCGAAAUUCUUCCGUUUGGACAGAAAUUCCAGUGAGGACUCAGACCAGGGGAAGGUAGUAGUUUUAGACUCCAAACAUCUGCCACCUCAACCUAUUGAGAAAGAGCAUCAACAGCAAGAGGUGCAUCAUCAUCCCGAGCUUAUGGACGAAUCGACGUCGACGGAAGAUCUGGCGGAUUUCCUCAUGGACGUCAUGCUCGCGGAUGGGCGGACCGAUGCGAACGCCAACUAUAAAAGGGAAGUACAGGAUCGCUCGACCACUACUUCACCGUCUCUCGAUUAUCCAAAGCAAGAAAUCGUUGUGAAGCAAAUGCAGGACCAGGCCACUUUUACGUCGUUUUCGCCAUCGAAUUCUCCGCAGCCGCCAACGGUGGUGCUGGAAGAUGCGCCAGAAACCGAUGUUUCGCUGCCGGAUUUUAAUCACUUUUCGGAUCUGGAAAGCUCGUCCGUUGAAGAUCUUCUGGCUAUCGAAACUCGUCCAAGCUCUGUGAAUCGUAAAUCGGUGACGUUUAGCGAUCAGAUCGACGUUGAGGAGACAUCUCUAGAUAUGCGAAAGAAAUCCAUGUCACCCACAUCACCAAAUCCAACGCUAACUAUCAAGCCGAUUUUGAAAAAAGAGGAUAAACAGAGAGAAACUAUGCGUCGAUUACUGGAAUAUGCGGCUGAGAGGCUAUACAGAGAUCUACUAAUGCUAAUCGAGGAAAGAGAUCGCUCCAUACACGCUUUGGAAAUUACUCCGAGCGAAGAGGAAUCUUUAUCCGAAAGGACCACUAUAUUUCAGAGGAAUUACCGUGAAAGACUAAUGGACAACAAGCUCGCUUUGGACAAACGUAUUGACCAGGUUUGGACAAAGCUGAAAGAUAUGCCAAUCGAUGGACAUAAAGCACAUUUGGUUUAUGGUGUACGACAUAGUUCCGAGCUCACAUUGAAUGUGAAACGUCGUCUCAGUACCAUGAUGCAAGGACGAAGAAGUUCCUGUCAGAUCGAGACGAAAGAAAGAAACGAAAUGGAAUUGGCCAGUGAUUUCUCACGUCGUCUCUCACAUGUUCGUGAACAAAUGAUGCGUCGCGAAUCUGAUCCGAAUCCGAUUGAUGAUAAUCGAUCCAUGAAAGAUCUACUUAAUUCUGUUUCUAGAAUAUUCGGUAGCUAUGAAAAACUUACUAGUAAUUGACACAUCGAUGGAAUAAUUGACUUAGCCAUCUGUUGAAUUUGCUCAUCGAUUUUCUUCCAUACGUCUAUUUUUUGAUUACUGUAGAGUCAAGAUUCUGUGACUUCUCCCAUGGAGAACUAAGAGAGCGCAAGCAAGCUCUG